Molecule: messenger RNA, 5552 nt
Organism: Phyllopteryx taeniolatus (common seadragon)
Lineage: Eukaryota; Metazoa; Chordata; Actinopteri; Syngnathiformes; Syngnathidae
Product: low-density lipoprotein receptor-related protein 8-like
Exons: 16
Coding region: 1386-3881 (831 amino acids)
Molecular function (GO): protein binding; calcium ion binding
Source: RefSeq, a predicted model, not a curated record
AGCAAAGUAUCAAGUAAUGUACAAUAGUCACUCACAUUGAGUUUCUGCUUAAACAUCCAUCCAUGGAUUUUCCAUUUCAGUUAUUCUUUUUAGGGUCUUUUUUUGACCCGCGAGGGUCAUCGAGGUCCCAUAUACGAUAUCUGCUUUGUUUGAAACAACACGUGAAGCGCUUAGCACGAUGAGCCCGUGAACAAAUGAGUGCAAACGUCCUUUCCAUUAAGAGCAACCUUCAGUGCUGUUCGUCGCACUUUGAAUGAAGUAAAGCUGUCCCGUUGACGACACCAAUCACUUCUAGGUUUCCUUUUUGCGCAAACUUUUCUCACCUUCCCCUUGAGCUGAUCCAAAACACACCUUCCCCCAAAGAAAUGAUGAAUUUGUGACGUUGUACCUUGAUGGUCUUGAUGCAGAAUUGUCGGAUUUAUGUUCAGUGGGUGCCGGCGUCAAAGCGCAGUAUGAGCCCGAGUGGCAAACUUCUGUGCAGGACUCUCUUAUUUCCGACCAUUUGAACAUUUGGAAGAUGCUAAUGGUGCAUGUACAUUCAAUAUGCCUUUUUGUUUACAGGUGCUGAUCAGAUGUAAAAUGGAAUGAGUAUCAGUAUUUGCCCCUGUUAUGAGAACACAGCAAUAGUGAGCUAUUUCGAAGCCAUCCCGUGGCACUGCAGUGACCAGUGUGUGUUUUUUUUUUUGGUGGGGUCCAGGCUUGGCUGCGUCAGCCCUUCUCACGGCUUGCUCCCCCCGGGCACCAGCUGCUUCUGUGGCCCACCGUGCCCGUCUCACUGCUGUCAUCUCACUGCAAAUACGACAAUAUUCCAUUUGUGUGCUUCUCAUUUGGCAUGUUUGCGUUUGAAAUGUUUCUUCUUACUGCAAACCGCAUUUUUGGAUGAAGAUCACUUUUAUUUGAAGAAUAAUCACAGUAUAAUUAAUACAUGUGCAGUAUGUCUUAAGUAAUACUGUAUAAUAAUUUCAUCCUGAUGUAUGUUGCAAAAUCACGCCAUGCGAGAAGCUGCGCUUUGCAGAGGCUUGUUAAACCUUCUCCCUGUCUCGUCCAAUGACCUGCAAUCCAGUUUACCCGCAACAUGGCAAGAGGCCGCAUCGCUUAUUUCUGCCUUCAUCUCAUCAAGUCUUUAUGAAGCACGGCCGCCAUGUUCGAAGAGAUCCGUUCGGGAUAGUUUUUGUCAACAACACUCCCAUUGAACGAUAAGAUCCGUGAAAAGCGAGCAAACACAUCUUGGCAAGCAGACUUGCCCGCCCGAGAAAUUCGACUGCGGGGGAUCCAAUAAGUGUGUCUCAUUGUCGUGGAGAUGCGACGGCGAGAGGGAUUGCGAGAACGGGGCGGAUGAGGAGGACUGCGCAUCGGACGCCAAAGCCUGCCCCGCUGGCCAGUUCAUGUGCGCCAACCGAAAGUGCUUGGCCGCCGUCCACGUGUGCGACGGCGACGACGACUGCGGAGACGGCAGCGACGAGCUCAAGUGCGCGUCGCCUCUCACCUGCGGGCCCAACCAACUCGGCUGUAACAAUUCCGAGUGCGUGCCGCUCAUGUGGAGCUGCGACGGCGAUCCCGACUGCGCGGACGGUUCGGACGAGGGGCCCGAGCGCUGCGGCGGCGGCGGCGACGGCGUCCACCUGGCUAACCGCAGGGCCGCCUGCACGGCCCAGGAGUUCCGCUGUGCCAACGGGGAGUGCGUACGGCUAAGCUGGAAAUGCGACGGCGAUCCCGACUGCAAAGACAAGUCGGACGAGUCGGACUGCCCCCUGCUGACUUGCCGACCUGAUGAGUUCCAGUGCGGUGAUGGUUCUUGCAUCCACGGCACCAAGCAGUGUAAUAAGGUCAACGACUGCCCCGAUCACAGCGAUGAAUCCGGCUGCGUCAAUUCCACCAAAUGCGGGGGCCCCCUGAAGUUCUUGUGCAAGAACGGGGAGUGUAUUGAUAGUUCCAAAGUGUGUGACUCUGUCAAGGACUGCAAGGACAGAUCAGAUGAGCCCAAGAAAGAGUGUGGUCUUAACGAGUGUAUGAUGAACAACGGCGGCUGCUCCCACGUCUGCAUGGACCGACCCAUCGGGUUUGAGUGUCAGUGCCCCGCCGGCUACCGGCUACUGGACAAGAAGACUUGUGGAGACAUUGAUGAGUGUGAGAAUCCGGACGCCUGCAGCCAAAUCUGCAUCAACUACAAGGGGGAUUUUAAGUGCGAAUGCUAUGAAGGCUACGAGAUGGAUCCCGUUACAAAGACCUGCAAGGCAGAGGGAAAAAGCCCUUACCUACUGUUCACUAACCGACAUGAGAUCCGACGUAUCGACCUGGUGAAGAGGGACUACAGCCAGGUGGUUUCAACCCAGAAGAACACUGUGGCUCUCGACCUGGACGUGGCUAAUAACCGAGUCUUCUGGUGUGACCGUUUUCAUCGGAAAAUCUACAGUGCCUUCAUCCACGAGGCCAGUGACCCGUCUCAGCAGGUCCAACUGGUGGAGUCGUCGCUGCAAACCCCAGCUGGUCUUGCUCUGGACUGGCUGCAACACAACCUGUACUGGACCGAUUCUGGCGACAAAUCCAUCUCCGUGGCCUCAGUGGACGGCACCAAGAGACGUGUCCUCAUCAACACAGAUCUUAGUGAGCCCAGAGCCAUAGCGCUGGAUCCUCAUCACGGUUUUAUGUACUGGUCGGACUGGGGCACAAGAGCCAAGAUAGAGAAGGCCGGGAUGAACGGAGUGGACCGGCAGGUGCUGGUGGCUGAUAACACUGAAUGGCCCAACGGCAUCACUCUCGAUGUAGCUAACCGGCGUCUGUACUGGGUGGAUUCCAAGCUGCACCACAUAGCCAGUGUGGACCUGAACGGAGCUCACCGCAGAACACACAUGGCAUCUGCGGAGAGGCUCGGACACCCCUACGCUCUGGCUGUGUUCGAGGAUCGUAUCUACUGGACAGACCGAGACAAGGCGUCCGUCUUCAUGGCCAACAGGCUGACGGGUCAAGACAUUCACACUCUGGCCGAAAACCUCAACGAUCCGCACGACAUCGUGGUCUUCCACCAGCUGCGACAGCCUCAAGGUUCGGACAGCUGCAAUCUGGGCAGCGUGGCCAACGGAGGCUGCGAGUACUUAUGUCUUAAAGCGCCACAGAUUACCGAGCACUCUCCUAAAUACACCUGCGCCUGCCCCGACGGACAGGAGCUCGGCCCUGAUAUGAGGGCUUGUGUGCCAGCGCCGAGGAACGACAUGCCGCGCUCACCCUCACACGCACUCGCACCCGCUACCGCGGCAACGCGAGACUUCCCGCCACCUUCUGAGGGAGCCUCGCCGGCAGACGCCACCCCGCGUUUGACCACGACACCUCUCGCUGCCCCGGAGCCGCACGCGCCCCUCGGCACGCUCGAGGCAGUGUCGUCGCGGGAGUCCGAGGCGACCGGAUCGCACUCAACUGCCACCGUCGCCGUGGAGGCCAGCACACUCGCGGGCGACAGCGGCGUGUCGCAACACUCUGGAAGUGAGCAUUUCCUCCUGGGAGAAAACCUGACGGUGGCUGUUUUGGGAGUGGUCAUCCCCAUUGUUCCUAUCGUUGCCACAGUGGUGUUGGGCUUGGUCUGCGCCGGGGUCUACCUGCUGUGGCGGAACUGGAGGCGCGAGUCCACCAAGAGCAUGAAUUUUGACAACCCCGUCUACCGCAAGACCACCGGCGAGGGCGAGGACGACGAGAUCCACAUCGGCCGGACCGACGGCGCGGGGCACCACGUCCACCCCCGCCACCUGUACCCGCAGGGCGCGGGCAUGGGGGCGGUGAGCUCGGCAGGCGGCACCUGCCCGCAGUUCAUCGCCUUACCGCUCGGGGGCAGCGUGCCCGAUCCGGGGGCUCAUUGGUAUACGGAGCAGCCCGUGCUCUCCACCGCGUGAGACAGAAGCGGAGGCUUCGGGGGACAAGAUGGCCGCCGUGGCGUGCGCGUACAGGGAGGUCAGAGGUGACUGAGGUCACACAUCAUCAAAUGCCAUCCGCAGCCAUGUUCUGUGCCAAUUUUCAAAGUUCCAUGGCUUCUGUUCGCUGGAGCCGGAUCUAUUUUUCUCGGAUGAAGUCACGUUUUGCAUUGACGGAGUGUCUGUUGUGUGUCGUCCGUUUUGUAAGCAAACUGGUGAGUGUUUUGUCCUCGAUGUGUUUAUUUGGGAUUGGUGUUGGGCCGGAAAAGCUCCGAAAUUAUGGAUCUGCGUUGAUGGGACAAUCUGUACAGAUUACGCGCCGAUGAAUUGAGAAGCGUUAUUCUUAUUUGACCUUCAGCACUUGACAAAGUGAAAGGCUCUUCAUUGUGCAUGGAGAGGAAAAAGCGUCAUCGGAGCAGAAAUAAUGACAAACCGGGUUGCUUUUUUCGUCACUGUGACGUUUCAAUAUGAUGCGGUUCCAAAGGAGCAAUAUAUCGCAAUCGUGCGUUUGCCUGUAAUUCACAUAAAUGCACACAGCGAUAGAUGAUACAGAGAGGAUGCGAUGUGCACUUGCGCUCCCGGGCAUAAACACGCAUGAGUGCACGCACGCUGUUUCUCCUGCAAACAUGGCUGACAUGUGAGCGGGAGGGCUCGCUCAGCAGGUGGCUGCUGCAUCGUCGUAUGAUAACGCAAACAGUGCACCCCCUCAUACUCCAGCGCAUUCACCUAUUCAUGCAUUUUUUCCAACCAUUUUUAAUUUUGUGAUUUUUUUUCCUUUUCAAUGUUUUUUUGCCCGCCCCAAUGAAACGAUAAUGGGUGUCAAUUGUCGUCCGAUCUUUGCUGUUCGUGGUCCGGCCCGGUCGCAAUUGCGGGGGUCCGCUGCCCAAUUUUGACACUGUGUUGCUGACCCUGGAAACAUUGUGAGUACGCGCGUUUGCGUGUGCGUUGACUGUGAUGCAUGCGAGUGCUAAUGUUCACAUUUGAAGUGUUUGGACGCUGUGUGUUGCACAACCCUCCUUGAACGCCUUCUGUGUCGCACGGAAGUUUGUGAAGCGGUGCACAAUGUGGAAGAUGAAUGGAUGCAUGAUUGGGAUUGUCACACACGCACACACAGUGAUGAGGGUUGCUUUUGGACUCAUUGAUAUGUAAAUAUGUUUUCAUAAGGUUUUUGAUAAUGUAUAAUAGCCUCCAAUGAUGUAAAAGACAAGCUGUACAUAAGAUUUUAGAGAAAGUGUUGACAGGUAUAUUAAUUUAUUUGUACAAAGCGAGCACGGCAUUCCCUGCUUGUAAGAAAUCCAAAUUCUUCACCAAAGUUGUCAGUGUCGGUUCUGAUCGUGCAUCACUCAGCAUCGCUUUUUUCCGAGCCAGCCUUAUUUUUGUGUUAGUCCAUGUAAAACUGCGGACCCUCUUGACAUUCUUCCUCCUCACAAUUCACAUUACAUCACAUGCAUUAAUGUUGCAAUUACCGUAAAUGUGUUCGUUUGUGCCUUUUUCUUUUGUUGUUGUUGCUUUUUUGCUUUUCUCGAUUACUGUUUUCAUGAAGACGCUGGACAAUUGCAAGAACAAAAACCAAACUGGUUCCACAUCUUGAUUUUUGGUGUCCCUUUUAAUAUCUCUAUAUAUUGGUACAUAAAAUUUGACUGGAAAUGUUCA